CUUAUAUUUUUCAAUUAUUGAUAGAAUGUCAAUCUCCUGUGGUUAAAUCAAUAACGUAAAGCAGUCAACCCAACGUUUUGUAUUAUUUAAGAAUAUGACUCACGAAAAAUUCAUAGAAAUAUUUUCAUUUUCGUUUUCGUUGUAAAGGAAAUUAGAAUUUAUGUGCAUUAGGCAUAAGUUGUGAGAAUAGAAAGGUACAAAAUGAUUUGGCAGAGAUUAGUGAUAACUACAUUAUUAACUAUAUGUGCAAGAUUAAAUUUGACUACAGGCGGACAUAUUUCUAUACAAAAACCCGGUAAACAGACUGGUGAGAUGUCAUAUGAAUGUGGUAGAAAUGUUACUCUUACUUGUAACUUUAAGAAGUGCACAUUUGCCAUUUUGUGGAUGUGUGCAACCGAUGUUAUACCAAUUGCAAAAUGUAUACAACAUAAAUGUUUUUUAACCCCUGCUUAUAAAGGACAAUACGCGUUUACAUACGAUAUACAGGGCAUCUUCAAUUUGACAGUUAUAGAGAUAACCAAGGAAGACAAUGGAAGAAAGUUGAUUUGUUCAGAUGGUUCUGACAGCGAUUCUGAAGUUAUAAAGGUUACAGACUAUGAGCCUCUUCUUUUUGAAGAUACAAUAAAUGGGACUAUAAGGGCGACAUCGGGCUGUAUAUCUCAAGAGACUGAAGUUUCAUUUAAAUGGAUAAAAAUGUCAGUUAGCAGUGGCAUUGAGGAGGAAAUAACACCAACAAUUCAUGACAAUUAUACAAGAAGGUGUUCGAAUGAUUCUGAUUGCGGGUAUGAUCAGCAAGUACAGUAUACAGAGAUGAUUUCUGCCAAAUCUAGUGACAAUGGGAAAUAUUUUCUGAAAGUUUUAGCGGUAUAUGGGAAUGAAAGCAAAGAGUCAUGCAAUACUGCUUACAAGUACAGUUUUGAAGAACAUGGUAGAAUUUGUUUUACUUAUAGUCAUAAUUUUGUAACUCAAAAGCUGCUCAUUUACUUAAUAAAAUGCUUAAUUUCGAAAUUCACUUAUUACUAUAAUGAACGGAUGCUCGACAUUGUGUCAAUAAUUGGACUAAUUGUUACUGCUGGUUCACUUGUAUUAAUUAUUCUGGUUUCGGUAAAUUUGGUGCUGAAACAACGAGCAAAUAUCAAACUGCUUGCACAACAAGACAAUUCACGAAUAGGAAAAUCAGAAGAAGAAAGAGAAACCACCACCGAUCCACAAAAACGUGUAAAAGAUUUGGAUCAAAAGAGUUCGCCCGAACACGAUACUUCCACCAACCCACUGCUUGCACAACAAGUUUAUUCACGAAUAAAACCAGAAGAAGAAAAAGAAACCACCACCAAUCCACAAAAACGUGUAAAAGAUUUGGAUCAAAAGAGUUCGCCCGAACACGAUACUUCCACCAAACCACUGCUUGCAGAACAAGACAAUUCACGAAUAGGAAAACCAGAAGAAGAAAGAGAAACCACCACCAAUCCGAAUAAAGACAAACUACUACCCAAUGAAAAAGACAUGGAACGUAGUAAAAAAAUAUUCGAAAAUCGUCGUCAUACUCAUUGACGGGAUUUCAAAGUAUUGCUUUAUUAAUUUCAAUGUUUAAUGAUAACAACGCAAGUAUUACAAAUAGCUCAGAUCGACAUCAUUAGAAUUUCAUUUACUUAUAAAAAGAAUACAAAUAAAGAAAAAGAAAAAAAAUGAUCAGCUAAUAUUUGCCCCGAAGCUUGUCCUUGUGAAACUUCAAAUCAUGAACUGGUUAUGUCAAUUAUCAGCAAACGUCGUUAAAUUAUUUCUGUGAUAUUAUUCAAGAUAUCAUCGUUUGUAUUAUUUACCGGCGCCAGUGAUGACAGAUUCAUAGUGAUGGUGUUGGAAGUUAGUAGUGCAGUUGUUGUAAAGUUGGGUGCCAUUUACAACAGUUAUAUAAUCAUUACAUAAUGUUGCACAAUAUUACUCAAGAAGUACAGCAUAUAUAAUCUUCAUAAUUAUAUAUUUGUGAAGAAAAACUUAAACUUAGAUUUAAGUUCAUCAUAUCGAACAUGCUUUGUUUUAUUGACAUUUCAUUCUUAUCAUUCACUAGUUUAACGUUGAUAAUAUGUGUAUUAAAUAACUUUGUAGAACUGAUUGAUACAUUCUUUAACAGUAACUUAUCAUGGCGUAAGGCUCUCUAUAUACAAUAUGUAGAGUUCACUUAUACUAGCGUUUAAAACUUAGUGAGAUACAUGUUAUUGAUUUAGCAUUUAUUAUUGUAUAUAUGUUUAGUUGAUAUUAGUAACUAGUUUUAUUGCUACAAAUAUUUUGUAAAACUUUAUUAUUUAUAAUCAUGGUCAAUGAUGCUGCUGCAAAAUUUUCCAUAAAUCAUAAUCUUUUAGGAUAAUUAGGAAGAUCCUUAAAAUUGGAUAAAAUUCCUUGACCAAUCAGAGUGGUUUUGCAUUUUACUGGUUCCACUAAAGUUCUGUUCCCAGUAGUGUGCAUAAAUACAGGAACUUUACGCAAUUUUCACAUUCUGCUGCUAAUUUUUGAAGAAGUAACAUCUCUAAAAGCUCUUUAAGGUUAGCUGCUUAAUUAUUGAAUAUAUGUUGGCACUUUGGCAUUUAAGCAAACCUUGGAGAUUAUCUAAAUUCAAUGAAAUAUUUUUGAUAAAUUUGUAAGUACACAUGUAAUUUCAAAUUUUGAUAACUCUUUACAGAAUUAAUUUAGAUUAAUUAAUAUCUUUUCUUUGUUAGAAGUGGCAACUAUCUUGAAUUGUUAGAUCUUUAUUUUUGUAAAUAUCGAUUAAAACAGAGCUUGCUACUAUUCAGAUUUAUGGGCUGUCGGCCUUCAGACUUUGUAGAUGCAUUGGUCUUGGCCAGGAGAUGACCCUUAAUAAUUCUGGGGUCAGGGAAACAAAGGUCAAGGUUGCAUUGACCUUGUAUUUCAAAAUGGUUUCUAUCAAUAACUGAACAACCCAUGGAAAUUUGACCUUCAAGCUUUAAAGAUGCAUUGCUUUUGGUCAGAAGAUGACCUCAAUGGAUUGUUUGGCGUUAAGGGGUCAGAGGUCAAGAUCAUAUUGACCUUAUAGGUAACAACGCUUUUGGAUCAAUAUCCCAACUCAUGGGCCCUUUACCUUCAAACUUCACAGGUGCAUUGAUCUUGGCCAGUAGAUUUCCCCUAUUGAUUUAGGGUCAAAGGUCAAUGUCAUAUUGAACUUGUAUGUAAAGACUGUUUCUGACAAAUAACUCAACAACCCAAGUUGCCUUGGUUGAUAUUUUUUUAUUAAACUAACAAUCCUUUUGGUAAUCACAUUUUAAGGUCUUAAGUAAUUUAACAACUUGGCUGUCAUUAAUGAGGCCUACAUAAAUUAUAAAAUUUAUGCAUAUAUUACUUAGUAAGAUUUGAAAUAACUUUGUCAAAAAUUGCUGCAUGCAACCUAUUCGGUCACAAUUACCUAGUGAAUAGUCAUGACCAGUAAUUAACCCUGAUAGAUUGUUUGGUCACUAAGUCAAAAGUCAGUCAUAAUUAACUGAUCACAUGACUAAAUGGCUGCCGAUAGGGGGCAUACAUGUUUUACAAACAUAUCUUGUUUUAUUCAUAAUGCACUUAAUUGCACUUAAUAGAGAAAAUUUGAUUUAUAAUAGACGAUUGUAUAGAUUAGCUAAGAGGAGAGCAAAGACAAAAUAUCAUUUAGCUCAAAAGAAUAAAAUGCAUAAUUUAUCAAAAACUUCUCCGAAAUUGUUUUGGAAGGAAAUAAAAAAGUUUAAAAAGAAAAGUCCCGAUUGUAAAGUGUCGAGUGAAACGUUUUUUUAACCAUUUUAAGAAUUUAUUUAAUAGCCAAAAUGUAUUUUCAAAUGAUGAUGUUGAACAGUGAAUUAAUAGUGAUAAUGUUAUAUUACAACAAGUUGAUAUGCUAGAUAAAGAAAUUACAAUAGAGGAGGUAUCUAACGCUAUUUCUUCGCUAAAUAGGAAUAAAAGUGGUGGUUAUGACUUACUUUUACCAGAAAUAUUUAUUGAAUGUAAUGAUUUAUUAUCUGCAAUUUUAAGUAAAAUUUUUAAUCAUAUUUUCACAAGUGGAUCUUAUCCAACCUCAUCGAAUAAAGCAAUUAUUGUACCUGUCCUGAAAAAAGGGGAUCCCGGUGAAGUAAAUAAUUAUAGGGGUAUUGCGCUUACAAGUAUUUUUUCAAAAUUUUUCUCAGUAAUCCUAGAUAAUAGACUUCGAAAAUGGUCAGAGGUCAAUAAUUUAUUAACAGAUAAUCAUUAUGGAUUUAGGAAUAGUAGAAGUACUAUUGACUGCAUAUUUGUACUAAAUUUUAUUAUUGAUAAGAUAAUUAAACGUGAUAAAAAGAAAUUGUAUACUGCAUUUGUAGAUUUUCGCAAGGCAUUUGAUUUAACAUAUAGAAAUGGUAUUUGGUUCAAAUUAAUUGACACUGGUGUCUCAGGUAAAAUGUUAAAAAUUCUAAGAAGCAUGUAUGAGGGUGUGAAAUUAUGUGUACGUAAUAAUGGCUCACUAAUUGACUUUUUUGAUAGUUACAUGGGCUUGAAGCAAGGGGAGCCAUUAUCUCCCUUUUUGUUUAUUAUGUAUAUUAAUGAUAUGCAAGAUCACUUAGCUGACGAUAGUAUAGAUGUUUUUACCAUUGAGGAAUUACAAAUUUAUUUGUUGUUGUUUGCAGAUGAUACUGCUUUAUUUUCUUACUCUGAACAAGGUUUACAAAUUCUACUUAAUAAAUUGUAUAAUUAUUGUAGGAAAUGGGGUAUUGAAGUUAAUUCAGAUAAAACAGUUGUAAUGGUUUUUAGACAAGGUAAUAGACCUUCAAAUAUAUCGCUUAAGUAUGACAAUAAAAUUUUAAAACAAGUUAAAACAUUUACUUAUUUAGGAGUAACGCUAUCAUCUAAUGGAAGUUUUUUUUCAAGCUCAAAAAUCAUUGUCUGUCCAAGCUUUAAAGGCUCUUUAUUCUUUGAACUCACUUUUUGAUAAUGUUAAUUUAGAUAUUGAAGAUAAAUUAAAACUCUUUAAUUCAAUGGUAUUACCAAUUUUAUGUUACGGAUCUGAAAUAUGGGGUUUCCAUAAAUCUCCGGACAUAGAACGUGUAUACUUAAAGUUUCUAAAACAAAUACUUGGUGUUAAACAACAAACAUGCAGUACUGCAGUUUAUUGAGAAUUUGGUGUAUUUCCUUUAUAUGUAGUACGUAAAAUUAGAAUAAUUGAGUUUUGGUAUAAAAUUAAAAAUAUGCCUGACUCAGCUAUGAAUCAAGUUGAAUCAGAGUAUCAUUUUUUGUUAAUAUGUCCUUUUUAUAGAGAAUUACGUUUAACUCUUUUAGAUAAUUAUUAUUACACAUGGCCUAAUAUGAAUAAAUUCAAUAAGCUUAUGUCAACAACCAAAAGAUCUGUUAUAAUAAAACUUGCAAAAUUUGUCUAUCUGGCUUUAAAGAAGAGAAACGAGAGUGUUGUUGUAUAAUGAAAUAUGUAUUUCUUUAAACUUUUUUUCAUAUUUAUGCUGUAUAUUAUUAGAUAUGUUAAAUAUGACAUGUCUUGUAUUGUAUAUGUUUAUGUGUACUUAAAACUGCCCAUCUUUAGUUAAAACAUGAACAUGAAACAUGAAUUAUAUAUUUUCAUACUUUUCAAUAUUAUAUUACUUUUGUUAAUAUAACCGCCAAUUAUGUGUGGCGAAAAACAUGUAUAUAUGUUUAUGCUAAUAAAUACUUUGACUUGA
Molecule: messenger RNA, 5672 nt
Organism: Ruditapes philippinarum (Manila clam)
Lineage: Eukaryota; Metazoa; Mollusca; Bivalvia; Venerida; Veneridae
Exons: 11
Coding region: 202-1551 (449 amino acids)
Source: RefSeq, a predicted model, not a curated record